AUUAUACUUGUUUCUGUGUAAAUUUUUCGUGAAAAAGUUUACUGUAAUGUACAGAAAACAUAUGAAAUUCCUGUCGUGUCGGUAUUAUUGAAUUUAUGUAGAAAUGAGUUCAAUUAGUUUAUGUUCACAGCUUGUUUUGUUCUUUAGUUAAGUUAAUCAUUACUAUCAGUUCUUAAGUCAUGUUGUAAACAUUCCUUAGUUUUUGUUAGUUUGUGGAUUAAUCCUUGGUUUGCCUAUCUGAGAGUGUGUUUACACAAGAAGGGCUAGUAACACACUCUUUAUUAUUGGUUAAUUUAUUGUAAAUUACAAAAUCACAAGUGAGACUGAAGUGGGAUCUGCAAAUUUUUGUGAUUUCCCAAAAAUUUCAACCAAUAGCAGGGAGUGUGUUCGAAAAAUGUGUUAGAGAGUGUGUUGUUAGAAUUUCUUGUGUUGACAUGCACACAAAAAAAUCAAGUGUGGGGAUUGGAGUUACGUGGAUGAAGAAUGUGAUUGAUCUUUGAUGUAAUGACAUGUAUAAGAAUCGGUUGCAAGAAUUGGCUCAAAGAAGCUGUUUUAAUUUGCCAGCCUAUUCAUGUAUUCGGGAAGGACCAGAUCAUGCUCCACGCUUUAAAGCAACUGUCAACUUUAAUGGGGAGACCUUUGAAAGCCCUACAUUCUGCUCUACUCUUAGACAGGCUGAACAUGCAGCAGCUGAGGUGGCUCUUAACACUCUUGCAAAAAGAGGUCCCUCUAGAGCUUUGGCUGCAAGAGUUCUGGAUGAAACAGGAGUAUACAAGAAUUUGCUGCAGGAAACUGCGCAUAGAGCUGGACUGAAUCUUCCUGUUUAUACAACCAUUCGCUCUGGACCAGGUCAUGGUCCUAACUUCUCAUGUACAGUCGAGAUUGCAGAAAUGCAUUUUACUGGAGACCCCGCUAGGACCAAGAAACAGGCUCAGAAAAAUGCUGCAAUGGCUGCUUGGUCUGCAUUGAGAAAAUUUUCAGAGGAUAGUUUAUCUUCAACUUCAUCCUCACUUACUCCAGAGUGUAAAGGCGAAGAACAAGAACAAGUCAUCAUUGCUCGAGUCCUUGCGAGUUUACACUCUGCUUCAAAUAAAUUUUCCAAAAGUGAUAAUCAACAUGGAUGGCAAAAGUCUGCUACGUCUUCUUUGGUGUCAAUCCAGUCAAAUGCAGACAUGUAUCCGAUGCAAUGCCAGCAUUGUGGAAUCUCUAGUUUAUCACCGGAGGUGGCUCUAUAUCAGAUGUGGCAGCAAGAACAAAUUAUGCAGCAACAAAAUCGUCUAUUGGCACUAACCAUUCAACCAAUUAUUCCAUCAGCUCCACAGAUUUAUCCGUCUGUGUUCCAGCCAGAUCACUGCCUUUACUUUCCAGCUAGAGAGUUAGCAUCAGUUCCUGUAGGACCAAAAUUCUCUAUUGCUACAUCAACCCCUUCAUUUUACUUAUCAAACCAAAUUGUUCCCGAGUUAAAUACUGGCAGGUCAACACUAACCAUCAGAGAGAUACAAGAAGAAAAAACAGAAGAUACUCCGGUUUGCACAUUUAGCAAUGAAUCAAGAGUCCUAACACCAGCUCCAGAGGAUGAGAGACAGAAGCAAGGUGAAGGCUCUGGAAGCAGAGGUAGAAAUGCUGAGCUGGGAGGAGAACAAUGUGAGAAAUCUGAAUGGGAUUCUCAUUGGAGCAUGGGAUCUGUACACAGACCAGUUAACACUGAGCUGCAAAACCCAUCCAGUAUUGGCUCAUCUAUUCUCAGAUCACAUUCACAAGUAAGUUCCAACAGAAGUUUUAGACCACCAGCUGCUUCAUCAUCUUCCAUUGUGAGAACAAUGUGCCCUACUUCAUAUGUGGGUUCAAGACCACAACAUGGGGAGGUACCUCUGGCUGUUGCUUCAAGGUUGAGAACUGGAAUCCCACGAAAUCCGGGAAUACCUACCUCUGAAAGGUUUAGCAUGAUAAGAGCACCUGCUCCUCUAUUUAUGGCACCAGCUGUGAGAAUCAGAUCAGUGGUUCCAGUCUGCUCAGCUCCUCCAAGGAGAUCCAUGGCAGAGGCAUCCAAAAGCAAGGAAAAAGAGGAUUUAAAACCUGAAGACAGAGAGGUGUCAAGAACUAGCUCUGAGCUUGGCCAUCUUAGAAUAUGAGUGAUUAUACAUACUAGAGAUUAAGAAGUCUAGUGGUUUCUUUCCAAAUAACAAGGUGCCUUUGCAUGUAUUUUGCUGGAAAGAAUAGGCUUCUCCGUGAUAAUUUUAUGUCAAACAAUAAAUUUGAAAUACAGAAAUAGAUAUAAAUAUGGCAUAAAAUUUUAUUGAAUGU
This is a messenger RNA of Cajanus cajan (pigeon pea), 2304 nucleotides long. RefSeq lists its product as uncharacterized. The record is from RefSeq and is a predicted model, not a curated record. Gene Ontology annotation, molecular function: double-stranded RNA binding. Lineage: Eukaryota; Viridiplantae; Streptophyta; Magnoliopsida; Fabales; Fabaceae.